CCGAGGGUCUACAUUCAUCGCAAGCGAAGUGAAUCAUCCCACAGGCCAUAUAAAACGAUGCGUCGCGCUCAAAGCGUCCGUACACACCACUCCCGCGCAGCGACGUCGGGCACGCCCGACGAUCUCGGUAGACUCAGAGAGUCCGACGACUCUACACAAGGUUCCUCGAUGGAGGAGAAUCUGCGUCGGCAGCUGCUCGAGAAGGACAGGGAGAACGACAAGCUCCGUACGACUAUCGUCGCCCUGCAGACCCAGCUCAAGUCCCGCCCGCCCAUCGAGACGCUCCAGGAGCUCGAGAAGGAAUACAAGAACCUUGACCUCAUUCUCCAGGGAACACAGCGCGAGAACGAACGAUGCAUGGCGGAGCUGGAGCGGGCUAAGGUUCGCGAGAAGAUGCUAGAACAGGCAUUAAUGAAGCUCGCAGGAGAGAACUGGCAGUCGGCGUUGGAUAUCGCCCCAGCCCCGACCAUAGCGGUCCGGACUGCUGCUGGCCAUUCACGUUCAGGCUCUAUCGACGUGAGGGAGACACCGCCAGCAAGCGUCGAAUCAACCGCCGCUCAGCUCGAGCAAGUGCGGCUCCUCAUCUUGGGGAUGGAUCAGAAGUUGCAGGACCGCGAAGAAAGUCUGAACAAAGCCGUGCAGCGCGCGGAGAGUGAAGGAAACAAGAUGGAAGUUGCAAAGCAGGAGAUUGCCAAAUUAGCUACGCGGGCUUCGACGUAGCCAUUGUUGAAUGGGGACUGGUGGAGGAUCAGUUAGCAUCCUACUAAUAUUUGAUAAAAUGGUUUAUAUCACAUUGUAUUAUAGCUCAUAUUCGCAUCAUCAAUUAUACCCAUCAUGAUGGC
This is a messenger RNA of Coniophora puteana RWD-64-598 SS2, 842 nucleotides long. RefSeq lists its product as uncharacterized. The record is from RefSeq and is a predicted model, not a curated record. The coding region runs from base 58 to 720 and encodes 220 amino acids. NCBI's taxonomy places the organism in Eukaryota, Fungi, Basidiomycota, Agaricomycetes, Boletales, Coniophoraceae. The transcript is spliced from 4 exons.